Molecule: messenger RNA, 2173 nt
Organism: Megalops cyprinoides (Indo-Pacific tarpon)
Lineage: Eukaryota; Metazoa; Chordata; Actinopteri; Elopiformes; Megalopidae
Product: lymphoid enhancer-binding factor 1-like
Exons: 10
Coding region: 733-1875 (380 amino acids)
Biological process (GO): regulation of transcription by RNA polymerase II; canonical Wnt signaling pathway
Cellular component (GO): beta-catenin-TCF complex
Molecular function (GO): DNA-binding transcription factor activity, RNA polymerase II-specific; RNA polymerase II cis-regulatory region sequence-specific DNA binding
Source: RefSeq, a predicted model, not a curated record
UACACAGACGCGACAUUACCCACGGAGCGCAGCUCCAGCUUGGAACUCUACGACUGCGUUAAUAACGCAAUUUCAUUUUUGCAUUUUUUUGGUUUGCUUUACCGUUUUAGAAACAAGGCUCUGUAAAGAUUUUGACUGCUUUUCAAGGACGUGUUGUACAUGCAAAAAAACAAAGCCUAAGACACGCCACGCUCUGUGUAAAGCAGCGAAGAAGCGACAGAAGAGUUCGGCUACUUGCGGUAGUUAUUUCCUAGGAGUUCGCACACACAGUGGGGCACGCUACACGUUGUUCUCGCCUUUUUUCUCACGUUUUCACUGAGAAGAUAUUUUUUAGAAUCCGGACCACUGAAGAGGGGAAUAUUUGAAGCAUCGUUUGUUUUAUUGGUUUAUUUACUUAAAGCUGAAGGCUUGCGGAAAAUCCAGCGUGUUUAUUUCUAACUUAACAGCACUUGCCAGUGAGGAGUUUGCUGAAAGAUGUUUCUAUUUUAAAGUCCUAAUCAAAACUGGAGUUGUAGCAGGAAGAGCGUGAACUCUCAGCUGGUAACGGUAAUUGCAGUUUAACUGAAGUUUUCAGUGUCUGAAUCAUACUUACACGUUUUUAACUAAGUAAAAGCAGUCUUGACUUUGCCGCUUGCGGUGAGUUACAGUUGCCAUUGGGAAUAAAAGAAUUUGCCAUUUUUACACUGGAAAAAGGUGCCUUUUGAAAGGGCGCUUUGCGGUACCUGGACCAAAAUGCCACAGUUAGCAGGAGGCGGCGGCGGGGACCCGGAACUGUGCGCGACCGAUGAAAUGAUCCCGUUCAAAGACGAGGGGGAUCCAGAGAAGGAACAAAUAUUCGCCGAAAUAAAUCACCCAGAGGAGGAGGGGGAUUUGGCAGAUAUCAAGUCAUCGCUAGUAAACGAAUCGGAGACUAAUCCAAACAGCGGCAGUCACGACGCAGCUAGGCAGUCCCAGCUACCCCCAGACUCAUACCAUGAAAAGCACAGAGAUCACCCCGAUGAGGGGAAGCAUCACGAUGCCUACAACAAGGGGCAUCAUUACCCAGGGUAUCCCAGCUACAUCAUGAUGUCCAACAUGAACAGCGACUCCUACAUGAGCAACGGCUCUCUCUCCCCUCCCAUGCCCAGAACGUCGAACAAGGUUCCGGUGGUGCAGCCGUCCCAUGCGGUCCAUCCCCUCACCCCUCUGAUCACGUACAGCGACGAGCACUUCGCCCCGGGGCCCCACUCCGGACACCACGCCCAAGACCUCAACUCCAAGCAAGGCAUGCCGAGGCAUCACCCUGGUCCCGACAUUCCCAAUUUCUACUCGCUUUCUCCUGGAGGAGUUGGACAGGUCACUCCGCCAUUGGGAUGGUUUUCGCCCCACAUGGUUCCAGGCCCCCCUGGGCCCCACGCUACAGGAAUCCCCCACCCCGCCAUUGUAAACCCCCAGGUCAAACACGAGCCCCAGCACGACAGCGACCUCAUGCACAUGAAACCUCAUCACGAACAGAGAAAGGAACAAGAGCCCAAAAGACCUCACAUCAAGAAGCCCCUGAACGCCUUCAUGCUCUACAUGAAAGAGAUGCGGGCCAACGUGGUGGCCGAGUGCACGCUGAAGGAGAGCGCCGCCAUCAACCAGAUCCUGGGCAGGAGGUGGCAUGCGCUAUCUCGCGAAGAGCAGGCUAAGUAUUAUGAAUUAGCCCGCAAGGAACGACAGCUCCACAUGCAGUUAUAUCCCGGCUGGUCCGCCAGAGACAAUUAUGGAAAGAAGAAGAAGCGGAAGAGGGAGAAGCUCCAGGAACCUGCGCCAGGAGGGAAACGAAACACGUUCUCCACAUGCAAAGCGAAGUCAGCAGCUAUGGGCCCCCUUUUGAAGAUGGAAGCCUGUUAAAUUCUACAGCCAUCAACCUCCCCCCACCCCUCAUUCUCCUCUCCAUUGAGGGACUCCAGUUUUCCAGUUCCUCACAUCUACAGCCCCCUGCUUCAGACACGGCGAACUGUGAAGGCAGUCACACCUGUAAAAGACGCUCAUGUGAACACCGCACUCAAAAAAUAAAAUAAAUCGAUAGUUCUCGGUUUUCCUUAGGCCAUCAGUCACCGGCCCGCUUGAGCACAUUCCACGCACCUGUUUCUGCGUUAUUUCUGGCACCUCAGUUCUUUUGUUCUGUCCACACCCCCCCCCCCCCCCA